AUGUCAAUAAGUGGAGUGAAAAUCAUAAAUGACUCAGGACAAGAAUUGUUCGCUUUGAGAGAAUCGGGAUCCAUUGUCAACUUUGGUCGCGAUAAAAAAGUAUGUCACAUCACGUUCGAUCCUCAUGCUGCCCGCGUAUCGCGAGUUCAUGCAAGUAUUGAAUGGACUAAUGAGGAUUUGUUCUUGAUCGAUAAAAGCAAGGAAGGUACAUUAGUUAAUGGAAAACGUGUAAAACAGUCGAAAGAGAAACUUGUUCCUGGAACUUACCAUCUUGAAAUUGGUGGAAUUCCCAUGAGUGUCGAAGUCGAAGAAGAAGAAUUGGAAGAAACUGUUCUGGAGUCGGAUACAAGUGAAAUUACUGAACCGGUCGACAUCCAACCAACUAUCACGAUCGCCCCUGGAAAUAUCAAAAAAUCUACUUCAGUUUCCAGAGAGUCGGACGACGAUUUUGAUGACGUUUCUUCAAUCACUACUUUCAAUGUUUCAAAAUACAAGCAUUCCCUUAAGCGAAAAUCAGAUGCAACUUUGUUCGACGAUUCUCAGCCACGUGGUAAGAGAGGACCAGUUGCUCCGAAGCCGAUCAAUUUUGACGAUGAGAUGGAAAACCAUGGAAAGAAAGGCACGAGAGCGCGUAAAGCUGAUGAAAGCGUUGUUUUUGAGGACGAAACUCCUGCGAAAAAGAGCAAAACAGUUGAAAAUAAACCUGCUCCCUUUUCUUCACAACAACUCAUGAAAAAACCCAAGGUGGAGUGCGACGAAGAAAUGGAAUCAAUUGUAGAUAAAGUGGCAGCUAUUCCUUCUGUCAGCCAGGAGUCGAAUAUAGAACAAUUAGAAGAUUUGAAUCACAGCGAAAUGCAUUUUGAUCGAGGACCAGCAGCGCCAAACGAGACUAUCAAAUACGCGAACUUGAUUUUCCAUCAACCUGAUCAUAGCAGAAAUGUAACAAUCAGAAACGAUCCUAGUGUACCAAACUUCAAGCGAUUCAUUCCAAAAGGCAUGAGGGGAGAUGGACGUACUUCAGCCGCUUCCAUGUACAGCAACAACACCUCAUACAAUACCACCAUUCAGAUGGUUGAUGCUCGGAAAUUACAUUAA
Molecule: messenger RNA, 1095 nt
Organism: Caenorhabditis remanei
Lineage: Eukaryota; Metazoa; Nematoda; Chromadorea; Rhabditida; Rhabditidae
Exons: 7
Coding region: 1-1095 (364 amino acids)
Molecular function (GO): protein binding
Source: RefSeq, a predicted model, not a curated record